Molecule: messenger RNA, 1890 nt
Organism: Pollicipes pollicipes
Lineage: Eukaryota; Metazoa; Arthropoda; Thecostraca; Pollicipedomorpha; Pollicipedidae
Product: signal recognition particle receptor subunit beta
Exons: 4
Coding region: 187-945 (252 amino acids)
Molecular function (GO): GTP binding
Source: RefSeq, a predicted model, not a curated record
GAGGCUGCGCGUGUUGAGCGCUGUGUUGUCAAUGCCUUUUCCUGGAUCGGUGGUUGUGUCGUGGGGCGACGUGUCGUAAUAAGUGGUAUCAGGGAAGAUUGCUGUUGAUUUUUUAUCUGCGAGUCGGGACACAUUUGAAGAUCAUUUGGUUGCUGUACAGUCUUGUUAAAAUCACUUUAAUUUAAAAUGGAAAAUCCUGCGUCGCCUGGAAUGGACAAGCCAGUGACAGCGCCGUCGCAGUCUGCUCCCAGACUGGGAGUGAUUGUUGCCAUUGUUGCCGUGAUUCUCAGCACAAUUCUUCUGUUCCUGCUGCUCAAACGUCGAGUUCGGCAGACAGCCAUCUUGUUCAUUGGUCUCUGUGACAGUGGCAAGACUCUGCUUCUCUCACAUAUUGGGCAGAACAUGUACAAAGGCACACAUACAUCCAUCGAGCCCAAUGAAGCAUCAUAUUCUCCUGAUGGCAAGCGCCGACUGGAGCUCGUGGACGUGCCGGGCCACGAGCGGCUGCGGCAGACCGCGCUCGACCGGUAUAAGGGCGCGGCGCGCGGCCUCCUGUUCGUCGUCGACAGCACCACCGUGCAGAAGCAGCUGAAGGACGUUGCCGAGUACCUGUACACGGUGCUGACGGACCCGGUGAUUGCCGCCCUGCAGCCGCCACUGCUGGUGCUCUGCAACAAGCAGGACCAGGCCAUGGCCAAGGGCGCCGGUCUGAUCCGCACACAGCUGGAGCGCGAAAUCAACACGCUGCGCUGGACCAAGGCGUCCAGCCUGCAGGGCACCGACGAAGGAACGGCGUCGACGGCGGCGCUGGGCCGCGACGGCCAGGAGUUCGAGUUCGGCCACCUGCGCCAGCCGGUCGAGUUCGUCGAGGGCUCGUGCGGCGCCAGCGAGGACGACGAGCCGAGCCUGGAGCCCGUCCGGGCCUGGCUGAACAUGCUGGCCUGAGCGGCCGCCUCCGCCGCCCCGACCGGCUCGCCGGGUCGCGGCGUUGUGUGACACGAGCGCUCGCGGAGAAGUGCGCGGAGAGAUUCGUCUGUGGUUUGGAGGUGGUGAGGUCGGAGCACUGAAGAGGCGCCGGGCUGCGGGUGAUGCUGCUAACACGGCGCCAUACAGGAUGAUAGCUGUGGACCUUGCUCUGUGCGACGCUUUCCAUGCUGCGGUCGUUUGUGCUUCUCAUGGGUGGUUGGUUGUUUUGGGUGGGAAUGAAUUGGUGUUGCUUUGUGCCUGUCUCUUUUCUCUUUACGGUGACCAGAUUUCACACCAUCAACGUCUUCCUCCAAGUGCGUUUUGAUCUUUGGAAUGCUAUGCAUAUUUCCAAACAGGCCUCUCACUGGCAGCCCGGUCCUGGUCACAAGUCCGAUUUGGUGACGUACUGAUCUGUGAAUGAGAUUCACCUGACCAUCGCCAUUACAUAUUUCUUCGUGUAUCAGUUUGCGGGAUUUUCUCCCCUUUUAUCAGUCAUUUGUAGCCAUUUUGUUGAGUCACGUCCUAAAUAAUUUUGGGGCUCACAUUGAGAAUACAAGUUGGAAGAUUACGACGUCGCCGGGUAUCGCGGUUUCGGCACCUAGUACCUUCAAACAGACAAAGCAGCGACAUGUAUAUGGCCAGAAUUCGCUGGUUAGGGUUAAUUACGACAGCAAACGAUGACGUGCGUGUUUCUACGUAAUGUUAAACGUGAACACCUACAUUACCACGUGGCGCAGUUGAAGCCCGUACCGGAAUGCAGUAUUGUUGAUCCCUUACAUUUUCAUCAGCUGCGUGCGAGUUUGGUUUCAUUCGAACGCGUUGGGUUUUCCGGGGCCGUGACAAGCAAGCUGGAUGACAUUGAUCUCGCGCGAUUUCGUAAGGGAGUUGGCUCGGUGGUUUCGAAAUAAACUGCAUUUUCGACGU